Messenger RNA from Rhopilema esculentum, 2235 nucleotides. RefSeq lists its product as uncharacterized. The record is from RefSeq and is a predicted model, not a curated record. Lineage: Eukaryota; Metazoa; Cnidaria; Scyphozoa; Rhizostomeae; Rhizostomatidae.
CGCUUGGAAGGAGAAGGAACCAAAUUGUCUCCACAUCGGUCCUCCGCAAUCUGCAUGCUCACUUUGGCAGUACGUGGAUGGAAACAAGGGGAGUUAUGGAGGAACCAACAAUUUUUGAAAAAUUUUGGCGUUGGAGGCUAAGAGAAAGUCCAGAAUUUGCAACAGCUAUCGGAAUCCACACAUUCGAUGAGUAUCUAGACAAUUUAAGCGCUUCAGCAUUUGAACGGAGAGUAGAAGAAGUCACCAGUCUGCUUAGUGAACUCAUUAAGGAAAAGACAAAAUGUGUCGAUAAACAACUACUUAUGAACUACAAUCUACUGCAGUCAGAAAUCGAGCAGUAUCUAGAGGGAAUGAAGUUCAAAUCUUUUCUCUUCCCAUUGAAUCAGUUAGAAGGCCCACAUGUUGAUUUUCCUCGCCUUAUUUCUUGGAUGAAAACCGAGACUGUUGAUGACUACAGAAAGAUCCUCGCCAGGUUUGAACUCUUUCCUGUUCAGAUUGAACAGCUUAUAGAGCUUUUAAGACAAGGAGUUCAGGAUCAUUUUACAAUGGCAGCUGAAUCCAUCGUUUCAGUACCUAAGAUGCUAAUGGCUGCUGCCAACACACCUAUCAAAGAUUCAAGACUGUUCAAGCCAUUUCUCAACUUCCCUCACACAAUUGAUAAAAAGGAGCAAGAGAAACUGCAAGCAUCUUCAGAGAAACUGCUUGCUGAAAAAGUUUUUCCAAGUUAUCUAAAGAUUGCAAAGUUCCUUGAGAAAGAGUACAUUCUUUAUGUGAGAGAAAAACCUGGGGUUGGUUGCCUCAAACAUGGUUUAAAGUAUUACCAAGAGUGCUUAAACUUUCACACAUCAACAAGCCUUACCCCAGAAGAAAUUCAUAGCAUUGGAAAUAGAGAAGUGAAUCAAAUAAAAGAGAAAAUGAAAAAAGUGAUGAAAAAAGUUGGAUUUGUAGGUAAUUUACAGGCAUUCCAACAUUUCUUGAAGUCUGAGCCACAGUUUCAUUUUAAAGAUGAGGCUGACAUUUUUUCAACUUACAAAAAGAUUGCUUCAAAAAUCAAACCUCUUCUGUGUCAAGUUGUCAAACAUGUCCCAAGUCAGUCAUAUGUGAUAGAACCAGUUCCAAAGGAUGUGGCACCAGGGUACCCUGGAGCCUACUACUUAAACCCUUCUAUUGAUGGCACAAGGCCUGGAACAUUUUAUCUAAAUACAUAUAAGGUAGAGGAAAGAUCAAACAUUGAAUGUGUUUCAUUGUCACUGCAUGAAGCAGAACCAGGACACCAUCUACAAUGCUGUUAUGCAAUGGAACAAAAGGAGCUGCCAGAUUUCAGAAGGUAUAUUGAGGAUAGGGUAUAUUAUCAAGCGCCAGGGAGGUUUGCUCUAAAUACUGCAUACUUGGAGGGUUGGGGUCUUUACAGUGAAUACCUAGGGGAAGAACUUGGACUGUAUGAAAAUCAAUAUGAAUUCUACGGAAGACUCUCUCAUGAAAUGCUACGUGCUUGCCGUCUUGUUGUUGACACUGGUGUGCAUGCAAUGAACUGGAGCCGUCAAGACUGCAUAGAUUAUAUGUCACAGAAUACUGCUAUGGCACAGACUGAUAUUAUUGCUGAAGUUGAUCGUUAUAUCACAUGGCCAGGGCAAGCAUGUGCAUACAAGAUUGGCGAAAUAAAGAUAAAACAGCUGCGUUUAAAAGCCCAAGAGCAGCUAGGUGAAAAGUUUGAUGUAAAGGAUUUUCAUGGGCUUAUUCUUAGCCUUGGUGCCGUCCCACUAAAGGUGUUGGAAGAGGCUGUGGACAAAUAUAUAAACCAAGCUUGAAACAGGCAAAAAUAUAAAGAAAGGAUGUUUGGAAAAAUUUUGCAAUGAGAAUAUUUUAAUUGCAAUUAAAUCAGUCUCAUCAAAGAUAAUUAUAAAAAUAAUAUAUAAAACUAGUAACAUCUGAAUUACACCUUUGAAUAGCUAAUCAAUCAGUUAGAGUUUACAUUCAUCAUAUAACAUUUUUGUCUUCUAUUUGACCAAAAAAAGUAUCAUAAUGUCUAUUUUUACAUGAUUGUCAAUUCAAACAGUUUUAUUUGUAAUGAUCCUCUUUUUAGAAUCUCUACCAGAGAUUUUUAGAAUCUUUUAGAAUCUUGAUAAACCCCCAUCCUUAUGUAUUUUGCACACGAGUGCUACAAGGAAAAUAAUUGUGUUGUGAAAUAAGAUCUUUUUGUAAAGAAUUAAACUCAUCGUUGUGAGAAUUAUUGUA